Plasmodium berghei ANKA is the source of this 1896-nucleotide messenger RNA. Its product is annotated as conserved Plasmodium protein, unknown function. The record is from RefSeq and is a predicted model, not a curated record. The coding region runs from base 1 to 1896 and encodes 631 amino acids. Lineage: Eukaryota; Apicomplexa; Aconoidasida; Haemosporida; Plasmodiidae. The transcript has a single exon.
AUGAUAAUGAAUUCAUAUGAACAACAUAAAUGGGGAGUUAACAAAAUGAACGAAUUAAAAGAAAAUUACAAAGAAAAAUACAGUAUAGGAAGACAUUUAAAAUUCAAAAAUAAUAUAAGAUAUAUAAAUACAAUAAAAGGAUAUAAAAGUGUAUCGUAUAUAUUUUUAUUUUUUAUAUUUACUCUUUUUUCAGUAAAAUAUUUAUUUUUUUUUGUAAUUUUUUUCCUAUUUUAUAAAUAUGUAUUAUAUUAUCUAGUUUUUUUUUUAUACAAACAAAAUUUGAAAAUAUUUAAUGUUGUAUUAAAACAAUUAUCUAUAUGUGAAUAUGAAAAUGUAGUAACAUUAGAUCAAAAUAAUAUAAUUAUUGAUGAAAUUUAUUCUAAAAUAUAUAAAAUAAUAAAUUCUAUACUUUACAUACAUUUUUUUUUCAUGAAAAAUCCAUUUUCUUAUUUUUUCCAUUAUUGUUCUUUACCAGUUGAUCAAUUAAGUCUAAGUUGCAAAGACAAAAAUAAAAAACUAAAUAAAUCUAUAGGAAAUAAUUUAAAACGUUUAUAUCUUUUGAAAGAUAUAUAUUUUAAUAUAUAUAUUAUGCUUUUUCAACUGAAAAGAAAAAAGUCUAAUUCAUGGGAAGAAAAUGAAAAAGAAAAUGAAAAUAACAUAAAAGAAAAAGUUUAUAAAAACAUUAGACAAAUAUUCAAAGUUAAAUAUAAAAAUGAUUACAAAAUGAUGAAACAAAAUAGUAGCGAUUAUAUAUAUAUAUUUUUUAUAUAUACACAAAAAAUUAUUUUUAUAAUAAUAAAGCGUGUAUUUUGUUCUCUUCACUUGUUUAUUUUUUCAGUUGUAUUUAUAUGGUAUUUAUUAAAAAGUUAUUUAUUUUUAUUAUUCUACAAAAAUGUUAUUAAAAAAUAUAAUAAAUUAAUUUGCUUACAAAAUAAUGAGUAUAUUGGAUCGCUAAGCAUUUCAAAAACAAAUAAAGAAAUAAUAGCAUUGUUAAUUGACUCUUUAAUAUUAUUAAAAAAUGACAUACAAAAUGGAGAGCAAACAAAUAUAAUUUAUGAAUCGGUGCAUAAAAAAUUAUAUGACUCCAUAAAUUUAAUCAAAACCGCCAAAAAGGUAAUGGAAAAUGAGAUGAAGAAAAGAAAGGAAGUUAAAUCACAAAAAAUAGAGGAAAUAACUGAGAAUACGCUAAUUAAGGAAAAUGUUGAUAAGCAAAACCCCGAAUUGAAUAAUUCAUCAUUUAUAACAAACAACGAAGUUUACAAAACAGAUGAUAUGCCUUAUUAUCAUAUAUAUUAUUGCGUAAAUAAAGAAUUUGAAACAAAAAAUUCAUAUAUAAAUAAAGAAAAUGUGAAAAAUAAAUCAACACAUUUUAAUGAAUAUAAUGAAAAACCUACAAAUAAUACUGAUCCAUCAAAUAUACAAAAUCAGCAUGAACAUGUUAUUACUUAUAAAAAUUAUUUAGAUGAAAAAUAUAAUGAAAAAUAUAAUGAGAAUUAUAAAUUAAUGUGUGUACAAAAUAUGGUUAAUGAAUUAAAAGAUAAAUAUAAAAAACAAAAAAAUAAAAAAUAUAUAUAUGUGAAAAAAAAAUUAUACUAUGAUGAUAAAUGUAACGAUUUCUCCAUAAAACAUAUAUCAUCAAAUGGUUCCAUCUUAAUAAACAAAAAAAAUAUUCAUGUAAAAAAUAAAGAUUACAAUAAAUAUGAUAUGAAUAUAUACACUAAUACUAAAUAUACUAUACCAAACAAUACGGAAAAUAUAUAUAAGUUCGGAAAUAAAAAUAAUGACAAUGAUGAAAAUUCAAAUCACAAUUUGCUAAUUCCCAUAAAGGAUCCUAAAGCUUUUCGGAAAAAAAUUACAAUGUCACUAAAACAACGAGGUGGCAAUCUCGGAAGUUAA